Neltuma alba is the source of this 2004-nucleotide messenger RNA. RefSeq names its product protein DETOXIFICATION 43-like. Bases 76 to 1797 code for a protein of 573 amino acids. The record is from RefSeq and is a predicted model, not a curated record. Gene Ontology annotation, molecular function: xenobiotic transmembrane transporter activity; citrate transmembrane transporter activity; antiporter activity. NCBI's taxonomy places the organism in Eukaryota, Viridiplantae, Streptophyta, Magnoliopsida, Fabales, Fabaceae. Gene Ontology annotation, cellular component: membrane. The transcript is spliced from 16 exons. Gene Ontology annotation, biological process: transmembrane transport.
UUGAAAAAAACAUAGAGAGGCUUCUUCCUCUCAUAUACAUCUCAACCGCAUACAUAUAGUUCCCAGAAUAUCAUCAUGUCUGAGAAUAGCAUUUUGCAUGCAACUAAGAGCAAGUGGAAGAUGCCUCUCUUUGUUUUCUUCAAAGACGCAAGACUUGUUUUCAAGCUGGAUUCUCUUGGAAAGGAGAUAUUAGGAAUUGCAUUCCCAGCUGCUCUGGCUGUUGCUGCUGAUCCCAUUGCUUCUCUCAUUGACACUGCAUUCAUAGGCCACUUAGGACCUGUGGAGCUUGCUGCUGCAGGAGUUUCUAUCGCAUUGUUCAACCAAGCUUCAAGGAUCACCAUAUUUCCUUUGGUGAGUAUAACAACUUCCUUUGUUGCUGAGGAAGAUACCAUCGGAAAAGUUCAAGAAGCAGAGAAGAGCUUGACCGUUAGCCGUACUAAGUCUAGAGAAGCAAUCUUGCCUGAGGAUGAUGAUUCUCUUCAAGACUUGGAAAAAGGGUCAUUUAAAGACAGCACUGAGAGUCUCGGGAAAUCUUCAUCUGAAAACAGUGACAUGAAAGAUUUCUCUAUGCAGAAAAAUUCUGCACUAGACAAUAUGGGAACAGAUGCUGCUGGUAAAAAUGAUACAAAUUGUGAAGAUGAUACAAACUCAAACAAAUGCAAGUCUUCUUCUGUUGUUAGUGAUAGUAGGAGUAAGGCAAAUACUGGAAUCAAGAAAAGGAGAAACAUUGCUUCAGCAUCAACAGCUUUACUUUUUGGUACAAUUCUUGGCCUGCUUCAAGCUGUAACUCUUAUAUGUGCAGCAAAACCUCUAUUAGGUGUGAUGGGGUUGAAACAUGAUUCUCCAAUGUUAGUCCCAGCAAUAAAAUACUUGAGAUUGAGGUCACUAGGAGCUCCUGCGGUUCUUCUCUGCUUGGCCAUGCAAGGAAUCUUCAGAGGCUUCAAGGAUACAAAAACUCCUUUAUAUGUCAUUGUUUUGGGAUAUGCUGUAAAUAUCACUUUGGACCCACUACUUAUAUUUAAGUGUAAGUUAGGACUCAGAGGUGCAGCCAUCGCACAUGUUCUAUCCCAGUACAUGAUGGCAGUAGUCCUCUUUUUGAUACUAAUGAAGAAAGUAAAUCUCUUACCUCCCAGUAUUAAGGAUCUGCAGAUUUUCAGGUUUCUUAAAAAUGGAGGGCUGUUGUUAGCAAGAGUGGUGGCAGUAACAUUCUGUGUAACUUUGGCAGCCUCGUUGGCCGCAAGACUUGGUUCAAUUCCCAUGGCUGCGUUUCAAACCUGCCUUCAAGUCUGGUUGACAUCUUCCCUUCUUGCUGAUGGUUUAGCUGUUGCUGUACAGGCAAUUCUAGCUUGUUCCUUUGCUGAGAAAGACUACGGCAAAGCAACAUCUGUUGCAACCAGAGUACUACAGAUGGGUUUUGUUCUGGGAUUAGGGCUUUCUCUAUUAGUUGGGGUUGGUUUGUACUUUGGAGCAGGAAUCUUUUCCCAAAAUGUUGAUGUUCUGCACCUCAUCAAAAUAGGCCUUCCGUUUAUUGCAGCCACACAACCAAUCAAUUCAUUAGCCUUUGUGUUUGAUGGGGUCAACUUUGGAGCAUCUGAUUUUGCGUAUUCUGCGUACUCCUUGGUCAUGGUGUCAAUAGCAAGUGUUAUCUCGUUACUCCUUCUCUGUAAGAGCAACGGUUUCAUUGGAAUAUGGAUUGCACUAACCAUCUAUAUGAGUCUACGCAUGUUUGCUGGUAUUUGGAGGAUGGCGACAGGAACAGGACCUUGGCAUUUUCUUAGGAGACGCUCGCUGCCUUAGGUGAUUAGAAUGAGGGAUUUGUGUCACUUUUUUUCUCUUCAUUAUGAUCCCUCUCCGUAGGUUUUGUUUUGUUUUGUUUUUUCGGCAUACAUCUCUGUUCAUCUCAGUGUUGUGAUCAUUUUAGGUCAUGGGUUUGAAUUAUUUCAGAGUAUUUCGUCGAAGUGUAUCCCACUCACAGUGAUUCUGUGGUAUCAAAUCGAAUAUAUA